Molecule: messenger RNA, 3436 nt
Organism: Harmonia axyridis
Lineage: Eukaryota; Metazoa; Arthropoda; Insecta; Coleoptera; Coccinellidae
Gene: Wdr33
Product: pre-mRNA 3' end processing protein WDR33
Exons: 11
Coding region: 279-3158 (959 amino acids)
Cellular component (GO): mRNA cleavage and polyadenylation specificity factor complex
Molecular function (GO): protein binding
Source: RefSeq, a predicted model, not a curated record
UGAGUUAACGUCUUCCAUCUUGAAGAAUUUGGAUUGAUUACACGAGUUAAUGUUAGGUCAAUCUAUCUUUUAAUAAUUUUGAAAAUAAGUCCACUUUUUAUUAGUGUUAAUAUUGAAAAGUUAGCAAGGACGUUUAUUCGUUUUAGAAUCAUGCUGAUUGAAUGCCCACACUUCAAGAAAUGAUUCACUGUUUUAUCGGUAAUAUGGUAUUGUUUUAGUUACUGAAACUAAGGUGUUAGUUAUUACUUCUACUGAUUGACUAAAAAUUAAAAUAAAAGAUGGAAUUUGCUCAGCCGAACUUAGCAAUGCCACCUCCGAAUUUGAGUGGUCCUCCUCCGAAUAUAGUGGUACCUCCAAUUCAGGGUUAUGGAAAUCGACCACAAUUUAAACCUUUUAUGAAUUUUCAAAGACCUCUCCCAGGACCUCUUGGUAAUAUGACUUUGGAGGAUUUUGACGGAAAACGUUUAAGGAAAUCUGUAAUGAGAAAGACUGUUGACUAUAAUUCAGCUAUCAUCAAAGAGCUUGAGAAUAGAGUAUGGCAAAGAGAUAGUAGGGACCGAAGAGCUUUACAGCCCGAUGUUAUGUAUUAUCCUGAUAUGAUGCCACCACCUAGUUAUCCUGAUAAUCCCAUUAAUUGUGUUACAACAAGAUUUGUCAAAACUGCAACAAAUAAAAUGAGAUGUCCAAUAUUUUGCAUGGCUUGGACACCUGAAGGAAGGAGGUUAGUUACUGGAGCUAGUUCAGGAGAGUUUACACUUUGGAAUGGGCUAACUUUCAAUUUUGAAACUAUAUUACAGGCACAUGAUAGCCCUGUACGAACAAUGGUAUGGAGCCACAAUGACAGCUGGAUGGUUACUGGUGAUCAUGCAGGUUAUGUUAAAUACUGGCAGUCUAAUAUGAAUAAUGUCAAGAUGUUUCAAGCCCAUAAAGAAGCUCUACGAGGCAUAAGCUUCAGCCCUUCGGAUACCAAGUUUGUAACAUGUUCUGAUGAUGGUACUUUGAGAAUUUGGGACUUUUUCCGAUACCAAGAAGAAAAAAUUUUGAGAGGACAUGGUGCAGAUGUAAAAUGUGUUCAUUGGCAUCCUCAGAAAAGUUUGAUUGUAUCAGGUAGUAAAGACAAUCAACAACCUAUUAAACUAUGGGAUCCAAAAUCAGGACAAUCACUAGCAACUCUGCAUGCACACAAGUUAACAGUUAUGGAUCUCAAAUGGAAUGAAAACGGCAAUUGGCUCAUAACUGCGUCAAGGGAUCAUCUGUUGAAACUGUUUGAUUUGAGGAAUCUUUCUCAGGAAGUUCAAACUUUCAGAGGUCAUAAAAAAGAAGCAUCCAGUGUUGCUUGGCAUCCUGUUCAUGAGGGUUUGUUUGCAAGUGGUGGCUCAGAUGGAUCAAUUAUGUUUUGGCAUGUGGGAGCUGACAAAGAGGUAGGUGCUAUUGAACAGGCUCAUGACAGCAUUGUCUGGACUUUGGCUUGGCAUCCUUUAGGACAUAUAUUAUGUUCCGGUUCUAACGAUCAUACUAGUAAAUUUUGGACACGGAAUCGUCCAGGAGAUCAAAUGCGUGAUAAAUACAAUCUUAAUACUCUCCCAGGGGGUAUUGCUGGUUUGGAGGAUCUAGAUAUGGCAGCUAUCGAAGAGCCAUCAUCUGUUAUACCUGGUAUGGGACCAGAAGACAAAGUUGAUAUAACUUCACUUAUCUCAGAUGCUAAUGAAACUAUCCCAGGUCUUGACUUGGAUUUAUUAGGAAGCGUUACAAAUGAAGAUAAGACAAAACCUAAAAAGGUACCAUUUAGUAAACCCAUCCCACGUAACUUCCAAGCUCAGUGGAAUGAGACUGGUGCAGUUGAUGAAAAUCCUGGUUCUAUUACAGAAGUACUCAAUCACCUUGUUGAAAACGCUCCAGGAGUUGUACCUUUAGAAAAAAUCACCCCAAAUGCCAUUAUAGUGUAUGGAAAAUUAAUUCCUGUGGAACCUGGCUCCAAGCUUGAGCAAGCAAUUGCAGAUGGUCCAGAAGCUCUACAAAAGUAUAUCGAUUCAGGUGAAAUAGAGGAACUACAUGACGUAAUGCCAAUAAAGGAUGACAAUGAAGAAGACUACCUAAUAGAUCCAGCAGAUAAAGAAGCAGCCUUAUCUGGAAACCUCCCGGCAACAACUGGUAUUGUUUCACAAAGUGCAUCUUUUGGAAAUAGUGAUAAUGAUUUCUGGAUGAGAAACGCAAACACUCAUAAUGCAGACGAUGAUGCUGACAUAAGUAUGGAUGUCGAUUUCAGAAAUAACCUUGGGCAAGAUAUGGAAUUGAGAUCCAGAGAUUUCAACAUGAGGAACCAAGGUAACAUUGCAAUGGAAGAUGAAGAUUUUGGACAAUUUGAUAACAAAUAUGGCGAAGAUGAAGACUUCAGAGAACCAUUUGAAGAAAAUAAAGAUUAUGAGGAAGAUUAUUAUGAAGAACCAGGAAGCUGGCAGAGAAACGGCCAAUCCAAUCAGUUUAGAGGACACAAUAGAAACUUCAGAGGACCCCCUCCUAACUUCAGAGGUGGAGGAAACUUCAAUAGGAACGAAAGAACUUUUGGACAAAAAGAUGAAAAUUGGAAUAUGUCUUCCAAUAAUUUCAGAGGGCCUAUGGGUGACGGUUUCAGGCCUGGACCUCCAACUGACAGGUUUAAAGGUGCUAUGAAUGAUAAUUUCAGACCUCCAAAUAAGGACAAUUUUCGUGGGCCUCCGAAUAACGAAAGUUUCAGAGGUGUUGAUAACUUCAGAGGUGCUCCAUCUAACAGUGAUAAUUUCAGAACUGGUCCUAUUAAUAAUGAUUUCAGGUGCCCUUCUAAUAAUGACAAUUUCAGAGGUGCGCCGCCACCAAAUAGUGACAAUUUUAGAGGUGGUCCACCGCUUAAUAAUGUAAAUUUCAGAAGUGGUCCGCCAAAUAGUGAUAAUUUCAGGAGUGGUCCACCAUUGAAUAGUGAUAAUUUCAGAAAUGGACCACCUGAUGAUAAUUUCAGGUGUGGACCUCCGAAUAAUGACAACUUCAGAGGUCAGCGAGGAAGGAGAGGAGGGGUAAUGAGGGGUGGUCCUCGAGGGGGCAGAUCAAGAGGAAGGGGUGGACCAGAAAUCGGUAGAGGGCGUGGUAUUCCAAGAAGGGGCGGUCCCAACAGAGGUGGUUUUUAGACUGAAGCCUAUCUUCCUUUUUAUAAGUUAAUUGAUCUGUAUUCAAUUGUAAAUUUGAUACAUUUUUUCAUAAACUGUAAAUAUUUAUCAAUGAAUUUCGCUAGUUUUAUUUAUACUUAGGUAUAUUUUAGUAUUUAAUAUGUAAAUUAGAAUGGAAAAUGUUUUUGUAUUAAUUAAUUGUCAAUUGAAAUCAUCCAUGAUUUAAAUAAUUUUUUUCCUGAAUUUAAUUAUUUAAAAAUAAAAGCAAUUGAUAAAAUAAUAAAAUUCUAUUACAAUUA